CCAUAGCAACACUAAACAUCCAUUGCCUUUGCUGCCGUUAGAGAGAGUUGUGUUAGGGAAUACUCAUGCCUCAGAAAGAAAAAACUCCUAGGAUGAGUUCUUCCACCUCAUCCUCCAAAGUCACAGAGGUAGAAGACACGUUAAAAAACCUGGAUGAUGAUGAUGAUGAUGAUGAUGAUGAUGAUAUGGAGUGUAAAGAGCUAGAAGGGUUGAAGGAAGCCUUGGAGAACCUCCGUGGUCUGUCCAGUGAAGAGAAGAAUGAAAAAGCUAUGUUACGCUCCCGCCUCCAGGAGCAGUCUCAGCUCAUCUGCAUCCUGAAGCGCAGGGCGGACGAGACUCUGGAGCGCUGUCAAGUCCUGGAGCAGCUCAACACAGAGCUGGAGGAGAAGAGGAUGAGUGAUGCUGAGAGGCUGGAGGCCCAGGCCCAGCGCACGCUGAAGCUGGAGUCGCGGUUCAUGGACCUGGCCGCCAACCACGAAGAGAUGAUCCGCUUCAAGGAUGAACACAAGAGGCAGAAUGUGAAGCUGAGAGAAGAGAACGAGAUCUUGAGAAAGGAGAACAGGGAACAUUUCAGUCAGGCCUUGAGAGACCAGGAGGCCAAAAUUAGUCUGCUCACAGCCCAGGAGGAAAAGUUGUCCAAAGAGCUGGAGACCCUGAAGGGAAUAUGUGCUGAAGAUAAGAGUCGCUCCAAGGCCAGAGAGCGGGAGCUGCUGGACCUACAGAGCCAGCAAGCCAGCUCCCAUGCCAAGGAGACCAGCUCCCUCCAAAGCAAGCUCCAGGCUCUGGAGGAGCUGCACCACAAAACCCUGGCCAAGAUGGCCAAGGCCGAGGAGAAGCAGAAGGGCUUGAGUUCGGAGCUGAGCAGCCGGCUGGAAAAAGUGACCAAGGAGAAAGAGGAGCUGCUGCAGUUGUCCAUGGAGAGGGGUAGAGUGCUUCAGAACAAACAGCUGGAGAUCCAGCAGCUGGAGGAGAAGCUGGAGAUGGCGGAGACGGCCCGCAAGAACGCACUGGAUCGAUUUGAGCAAGAAGCUGCCACCGUGAAUAGCAGCCUGAGAGUACAAGAACUGAGCCGAAAGAUGGAAGGGAUCCAGAAGGCCUACGAUGAGCUUUGGUUGCAGUCAGAAGCCUUCAAAAAGCACAGUCUGGAUCUUUUGACCAAGGAGAGAGAACUCAAUGCCAAACUCCGACAUCUCUUUCCAUAAAGCAGGCCUUGCUUCUGCUGGCCCCACCUCAACUGAAAGGUGUUUUCCUCCUUUACUGGAAUAGUAACCAGCUUUCCUUUUAUUAUAUUUCUAUUACACAAAGAAAA
Antechinus flavipes (yellow-footed antechinus) is the source of this 1309-nucleotide messenger RNA. RefSeq names its product coiled-coil domain containing 89 (gene CCDC89). The coding region runs from base 66 to 1202 and encodes 378 amino acids. The record is from RefSeq and is a predicted model, not a curated record. The transcript has a single exon. NCBI's taxonomy places the organism in Eukaryota, Metazoa, Chordata, Mammalia, Dasyuromorphia, Dasyuridae.